Lodderomyces beijingensis is the source of this 1473-nucleotide messenger RNA. The record is from the annotation of a GenBank genome assembly. NCBI's taxonomy places the organism in Eukaryota, Fungi, Ascomycota, Pichiomycetes, Serinales, Debaryomycetaceae.
AUGGCAGUGACUAACUUACUGGAACAGAAUGAAAGACAUUUCGAAGCAAGCAUACAUAGCAUUUCCAAAACCAAAAUCAUCUUCAUAGUAGCAUUAUUCAUACUAUCGUUGUCGUCAUUUGUGUUGCAGACAGAAUUCACCUCACAGGCAUACAAGUUGAGAUUCAGCGAACCAAUCUUGUUGCUAACAGUGACCCAUGGUUCAUGGUGGAUAUUGUGGCCUAUACAGGCCAUCUUUGUAAGCUUGGCCCGCACUUUCUACGGCCGUGCUGGAUACAAGAAGAAAUCGGCCAAAGUCGCCAAUGUGCCGGGUGCAACAGCGCAAUACCAGAGACUAAGCUCGAAUCUGGGGUUGUUGGAAGAAGCGCCAGAGGUGGAAGUACAGACGAUACCUUUGCAAAAAGUCGGCACGUGGCUGUAUUUCAAGAAAUGCAUCGUUAAACAGUUUCAUAACGUCUACCACACGGCUAUAUUGAUCUACGAGGCCAAUGUCCACGACAACACCUCCACCACCAGUUUGAACCAGGUCAUUGAAAGAAACGUCCACAUUUCGGGCUCGGCCUCGAUCCUGGCUUGUAUUUACGACUUUGUAAGGACGCCGGCAAUACGGUACAUUGCCCAGCGGGCAUUGUUGAUCACGGUGGUUCUCACUGUGGCUGGUUUUACCUGGUACGGUGCCAUGAGCAUGACUUAUGCCGCGGACGUCACCGCCAUCUACAACUGCUCGGCAUUCACAGCUUAUGCCUUUGCCAUACCAAUCUUGCGCGAAAAGUUCUCCUGGUUGAAAAUCAGCUCGGUUGCCAUUGCGUUGGCCGGAGUGUUUGUCGUUGCUUAUUCAUCGAGCGAGGAUGGCCAAGUUGAAAAGAAAGACGACGCAGGCAAAGAUCCGUACCCUUACAGAUUUUGGGGCAAUGUCAUUAUUUUCUUUGGUGCUAUACUUUACGGUCUUUACGAAGUGCUAUACAAAAAGUUCCUCUGCGUGCCGGAACACUUGGCCAAGAUCAUCACCCCAAGAAGACAGCUGACUUUUUCCAACUUUGUAAUGAGCUUGAUGGGUGCAUUCACUUUGUUGAUCUUGAUCACGUUGAUCAUUGUCCUUGAAGUUUUCCACAUUCACAAGUUUAACUUUUUCGAUUACGGCGAAAACACCCAUCGCAUUUGGACAUACAUUGCAGUCUCAAUUUUCGGCAACUUGAUGUUUAGUGCUUCGUUUUUGUCCUUGAUGGCCUUGACUGGCCCAGUCUUGUCUUCAGUCAGUGCAUUAACCACGAUUUUUGUCGUGGGGGUAGUCGAGUGGUUGAUUUACGGCAAUGCGCUAGAUUUCCAGCAAAUUGUUGGUGAUUUCUUGGUCAUUGUUGGUUUUGUAGCAUUGACUAUCGCGUCAUGGAAGGAAAUCAGUGAAGGUAACGAAGAUGACGACGUUGAAGCUGUUAGUACUUAUUCUUUACCAAUGAGUACUGACGGUACUCGUUAA